AUGGCUCCUCUCAAGGCUGGCGACCAAUUCCCCGAGGGUAUCACCUUCACCUACAUCCCUCCCGCUCCCGAGAACUCGGACUUCGCUGCCUGCGGUAUCCCCAUCAAGUACAACGCCUCUAAGGAGUUCCAGAACAAGAAGGUCGUUCUCUUCGCCCUUCCCGGUGCCUUCACCCCUACCUGCUCCGCCUCCCACGUUCCCGGCUACAUCGCCAAGUUCGACGAGCUCAAGUCCAAGGGCGUUGACCAGGUCAUCUGCCUCGCCUACAACGACGCCUACGUCAUGUCCGGCUGGGGCAAGGCCAACGGUGUCAAGGACGAGUCCAUCGUCUUCGCCUCCGACGACGGCACCAAGUUCUCCAAGGAGCACGCUUGGGUUGAGGGCGAGCGCACCAACCGCUACGGCAUGAUCAUCGACCACGGCAAGGUCAUCUACUCCGAGGUCGAGCCUCACCUGCAGGCCCAGGAGGUCUCCACCGCCGAGGCCAUGCUGAAGGUUCUGUAA
Truncatella angustata is the source of this 504-nucleotide messenger RNA. RefSeq names its product redoxin. Lineage: Eukaryota; Fungi; Ascomycota; Sordariomycetes; Amphisphaeriales; Sporocadaceae. Bases 1 to 504 code for a protein of 167 amino acids. Gene Ontology annotation, molecular function: thioredoxin peroxidase activity. Gene Ontology annotation, biological process: hydrogen peroxide catabolic process; cellular response to oxidative stress; cell redox homeostasis. Gene Ontology annotation, cellular component: cytoplasm; mitochondrion; peroxisome. The transcript has 2 exons. The record is from RefSeq and is a predicted model, not a curated record.